Molecule: messenger RNA, 3032 nt
Organism: Patiria miniata (bat star)
Lineage: Eukaryota; Metazoa; Echinodermata; Asteroidea; Valvatida; Asterinidae
Product: UDP-D-xylose:L-fucose alpha-1,3-D-xylosyltransferase 3-like
Exons: 3
Coding region: 105-1127 (340 amino acids)
Cellular component (GO): Golgi apparatus
Molecular function (GO): glycosyltransferase activity
Source: RefSeq, a predicted model, not a curated record
UAGAUACUAGAGCUGCAUGUCAAGUGCGAUGCAAAACUACAGAAGUGAGCAUUUUGUACUCUCUCAAUGCCCGACAUUUUAAGGUUAUAAGCGGGUCAUUCAAGAUGGCUUCCGAUCACGUUUUUAAAGUCCUCUUCCUCGUUCAGUCUGCGGCCUUCACACUCUUCAUCAUCCAUUACUCUCAAAUGACCACGGUUGUGCUUAAACCUGUCGGAAAGUUGAACGAUGAAAAACACUGUCAUUGCAAACCAACUGGUACAAGAGAAGUAUUUAACACAUCGGCUUAUGUUCACCAGAAUGGGGAACUGCUAAUGCCGAUCCGCGGACAACUAUCCAAUUGCACAUUGGCUGACAUCAAGAAGAGACCCGGCGUGGUUAUGCUGACUACGGCAAAUCUCGCCUUCGUGGAUAUCGCGCUGAACAUGCUGGAGAGCGUCAAGAGGAUUGGAGUUUGCGUCAACACCACGGUCAUCGCAGAGGAUCAGAAGGCUUACGAUCUGUUGCUCAAGUAUGCCAAGGGUGACCCUGCAAUUUAUGUUCAGAAAACCAACUCGGGGGAAAUGGAUGAAAUAGAGCCCUCUCGUCGUCUUGGCAGUCACUACUACGGGAUUAUGAACAAACGCCAGGCCUACAUUUUGACUUUAUUAGAGCAAGGCCUGGAGGUUCUGUUUUCCGACUCGGACACGUUUUGGUUUCGGGACCCCUUUCCAUACUUUCAGGGAGACUUUGACAUAAGUAUCAGAAGCUUCUCUAAAACAAGGAUAAUUAGCAAAACGCAUUUCUGCUCUGGCUUCAUUUACCUGAAACCGACCAAUGCGACCAUCCAGUUCGUAAGGACGUGGGUCGAACUUUUGGAUAACAACAAGAAAAAAGGAAAAUUCCCGACUGAUCAAAGUGUAAUGAACGGACUGUUAACGGCUGAUAAACCCGUACAUGUGAAUAUCACGAUACUAGACGAGGACCUGUUUCCAUGGGGAUCAACAUUUUUCGACCCAUCGUGGCAAAAGCAGAACCACUCCACAGUAGUCAUGCAUGCCGCUAAUAUACCCGGUCACCCAGCGAAACUGAGUAAAUUCAAGGAAUUUGGCAUGUGGCUUGUCAAUGUCACCACUUCAUCAAACCGAUAAGUGAAAUCCAAAGUGAAUCUGACUGGCUUAAACUGUCGAUCUAUUUCGGAACUGGAACGGUUUUGAUGAGCGACUUCGAGUUCUUGUAAAAUUGUGAGGGACCAGUUGAGUGAGGUAUUGGAACGGGGAGGGGCAUCAUCUGAGUCUGUUGGCUUUGUUCAUGAUGUACACUGUAAACACGUUGGGCAAAGUGGGUUGAUAUGUAGACCAACGUUGGUCAACUUAUCAACAGGUUAAACUCUAGGGCGAAUUUUUCCCAAUUGUUGGAAAAUGUUUACCCAAAUUUAGUAAUUUCAAACCAAUGUUGGGUAAAAUUAUAUUGCCCAACAGUGUUUUACCCAUUAUUUUUUACAGUGUAUAACUUGUACGUGAACAUGGAUCGGACUUAAUAACCCGCAAUUUACGUCAUUUCCAGUAUUGUAGUUGAGACAGGAAGAAGACCAAACACAAUAUCAUUUUGGAGCAAGCAUUCGACCAUUGACAAGACCAGCCACGAGUAACGGGGCACAAACAAUGACAAAGGAAUGCAUUUGUUGCAGUCCCUUGACUGGCGACAGAAACACAGGAAGUGAACCUGAAUUUAUUGAGAGUGUUUCAUUUCGUGUCAAUAGUCAGUUUGCUGUUACAAAUUUCGCAGUUAUUAGACACGAGGAUUGUAGGCCUCGGUGUUCCCAUGCAAAGACCCGUUCGCUAACAAAAUUCGAACAUGCGAAAGCGUGCGGUACAUGCAAGCUAUGCAUUAAGAAUGCAUGGAAAUAAGUACCUACCAGAUCAGUUCUUGCCGCGUGUUUUAACUUUUAAUUCUCGGUGAUAACGGAAGGUUUUCUAAGUGCAUGGAUGCAUUUACCUAUAGAGAACUUUGUAAAAUCGAACAUAGACAACAUGCUUAGUUGCUACGACGUGAUCAUAUUUUCCUGGAGAGUUAAGUCACACGGUUUUUGCCUUUAUCACAAAAUAGUCUGCUUCGUGACUCAUUUGCACAGGCUUUCAGUUUUGUCAAUAUGAUGUCAGUUCUUCUUACUGGUAGUCCUGGGUUCCUUUAAAUGUUUGAUAGAACUCAUUGUUUUUAAUAUAACUCAAUUACGGAGGAUGCCAGUUUAGUGGUGUUUACAUUUCGCAAAGUAACUUGUUAAUUAAGAAUUUUAGAGGUUAUAGGAAGAGUAGGGGUCAGAAGCAGAACGAUAGUUGCUUUAUAUAUGAUCAGUAGAUCUAAUUUCGUUAUUCAGUGUGAACAUACUUCAAAGAAAUAAUACAUUACAAUUUCAUUCCUAUUGGUCAAGAGCUCGUCAUGUGGUUGUUUUAACUCACCUUUUAAACACCGCCGAAAACAGUUUAUAACUGGCCAGUAACAAACGCCGCCAAGGAGUCAGGACAAUUCAAAAUAUCUGCUUUCGUCUGUUUUUAAUUUGUAACGUGUCCCAAUACCACAGUAAAAUAAGGCAAACAGUGAGGAAAAACACUCUAAAUUUUCUUAAAAUGAACGCCUUAGAUUCCUCUCGAAGUUACAAAGGCGAUAUUGCUUGCCGCACAUGCUAGUAUAUAUACAUAGGGCCAAUGACUAUAAAGCUUUUGCCUAUUUUGGGUACCGUCACAGACUUUCCAAAAUGAAACCUACAACUUAUGUACAUGCACUGUGUAUUCACAAUAUAUUUGAAAAUAAACAACGAAACCUGAAUAUCGUCUACCUGAUACGAGUAGCUUUUGUCAGGGUAAUCUGCCUUUGAAUACCGUGGUGACUUAACUCAAUUUGACGUUUUUUUGGUGGUAAUCGGUACAAAACCCAUCUAUGAUGAUAUCACAAAGCUUAAGGAAUGUUACAAACAUUUUUUAAAAACAUACAUUAUCCGACAGUACCAAAGUCGUACAUAUACGAGGUAUAUUUGUUAGCUCGAAAUUGCCAACUUC